This is a messenger RNA of Juglans microcarpa x Juglans regia, 2173 nucleotides long. RefSeq lists its product as uncharacterized. The record is from RefSeq and is a predicted model, not a curated record. Lineage: Eukaryota; Viridiplantae; Streptophyta; Magnoliopsida; Fagales; Juglandaceae. The coding region runs from base 1296 to 1790 and encodes 164 amino acids. The transcript has 2 exons.
AGGGAGAGAGAGAGAGUGUUUUUUUCAGUUGGUUUUUGCAGUGUUGGCGGAGUGGGGGGGAGAGAGAGAGAGACGAGGGAGAGUGUUCGUUUUAGGGUUUCGAACCCCUUUUUUUGUGUCUGUCAUCUCAGCGAUCUUUAGUUUUUUCACCCUCUCGGACGAUAUUUUUUUCUUCUUUUUUCACGGUAAUUUAUCGUCUGAUAUAGCCAAAAAAUUCCUUUUCUCCCGGUCGAAGGACCAGGAUUUCCGGUGAGGGGUUUUGUAAUUUUGCUGUCCUCAAGGUUGUCUUCAGAACUGACUGUUACCCUGUGUUUGUUGGUGGGGGGCCGGACACUUUUACAGUGAAAACCAGAGUUCAAAUAUAAAACCUUGUCCGACUAAUCCCAAGACUUCGGCGUCAUAUUCUUUCGUUCAUCAAAGUACUUCAUUUAUUUUUUUUAGGGGGUAGGCAAGGUAGUUUUGGUUUGGUCCAUUUUGAUAUUUUUGGAGAUUGGCUGACUCAGAGCUUCAUUUUCAUGGGGGUUUCCAUUUAUGGAAUGUUUUUGCUGAGAUGAUUGGAGGAAGGGUCAUGAUCUAGGCUAAAUUCAUUGAACUGGGUUUCUUUUUGUUUUUGUGUUUUUCAUAUGAAUCUUCAAUUCUGGUAAAAAAGGAUGGAAACUUUUGCACCCAUUUAAUCAUGCUUUUGAUUUUGUGAAGCUUUCUUUGGUUCUUCUAAAAUUGACGAUCGAGAUUGAUGGGUGUUUUGGAUUGGAUUAAGUUCUUCCUUCUUUCAUCUGUAUCUAUCAGGAAUUCAAUCAUUACUUAAUAUUGUGAUCACUGCAACUCGCAGGCACCACUUCAAAUUGUUUUGCUUCCAAAGUCUCUGUGGCUCUGUCUUCAUUUUCCCACGAAGCUUUGUCAUCAAAGAGAGCUCAGUUAAUUCAUCAUUUUUUUUUUUUUUUUUUUUUUAGUUUCUAGAGAGACAUAAGUCCAGAGAGCUGAUUUUUUUCCCGUCGUGCUUUUCAAUAUGACUGUUCGAUUCUGGUGAAAAUUAUUGUGUUUUUCUGCACCCAUUUUAUCAUGCUUCUGGUUUUGUGAACCCUUGGCUUUUCUAUAUCAACGAUCGAGAUUAAUGGGUUUUAUCUCUCCCUACUGAGGAAUUUGAUCCUUGCCUAACGUAGUGGCUACUGCAACAGGCAGGCACCACUUCCAAUUAUUCCCAAUUGUCUGUGGUUUCUCCUUAUUUUCCUUUGUCAUCAAAGAGCUCGUUAAUUUAUAAAAGAAAAAGGCUUUCUAACGAUUGCUGGGCUCAAACUAUGGCAGUCUCUUUCACCCGCUUUUCGUGGCGGUUGUGGGCUGGGAAAGAGAAAGAACCUGUCUCAAAUGGGUCUUCCCUGAAUUCUUCAUUUGAGUGGGGUUUUGGUACGAGGGAGACUGAGACGGUGAAGUUUCCUUCUGUGAAGGGAACGAAGAUAGCCUCGUCGCAGAGGAAGGUUAAGAGGAAAUGGCAGAGUAGGGAAGAGAGGAAAAUUGAUAGGGAGUUCGAUGCGGAGUUGGUGCCUUCCGAUGGUGUCUCUUUGUCAGGGUCUGAAUCCGACGACCCAGACUGGUCCAUUGGAUGGUUUGAGCCUCAUGGACCUGAGUUUGAGAGUGAUGAUGGUUUAGCAGUGCUGGUUCCUAGCUAUAGACCUGGUUGCAAGAAGGUGAUGGAGGGCUCAAAUAACCAUGUUUUCAGUGCCAUCAAGAACCUCUCAAACGAGUUCUCUCCUGAGGGCAUGACACAGUUGCUUUCUCUCUUCCGAAAUUCGUGAUCUAGAAAUGGCUGAUCAUUCUCAGAAUGACCCUUCUACUGUACCAUGAACUGUGGGGGAAAAAUUCCAACAUAAAAGAUCUGUUGAGUAGGAAGGCAGAUUAAAGGCAAUUGAACUUGACUUGAACGAUUCCAGUUAAGCCGCAAACAGAAGAACCAUGUGUGGACUGGGGAAAGACAUCAACGGAUGCUUCCAGGCACAUGUCAUGUUCUGUUGCUCAUACUCAUUUUGUUAGGGUGGGAGGUGAAAUCUGAAACAUGGUGGGUUUUUUUUUACUGUAGAUAUGCUUUUGUGAAUGGGGAAUACGGCUAUGCUAUAGUUCACUAGUACUGUGAACAAUUCAGCUCCUUUCAAGUCAAUCUAGGGCCAGACUGUUGAUGUCU